Messenger RNA from Gregarina niphandrodes, 327 nucleotides. RefSeq names its product DNA-directed RNA polymerase subunit. Bases 1 to 327 code for a protein of 108 amino acids. Gene Ontology annotation, molecular function: nucleic acid binding; zinc ion binding; DNA-directed RNA polymerase activity. NCBI's taxonomy places the organism in Eukaryota, Apicomplexa, Conoidasida, Eugregarinorida, Gregarinidae. The record is from RefSeq and is a predicted model, not a curated record. Gene Ontology annotation, biological process: DNA-templated transcription. The transcript is spliced from 2 exons.
AUGUCCCUCUUUUGCCCGACAUGUCAUUGUCUUCUGUCGUUGGGUGAGGGAGGCAAUACUGAGAUGAAGCUACGUUGUCCAUCAUGUGUGUAUAUAUUCUCAAUUGAAGAGAAGGUGCAGCUUAAGAAAUAUCUCAAUCCGAUGCAGCCUGAGGAUGCCGUAUCGUUGGAGAAAGAGUUGGCAAAAAACCCCAAAACUCCUGCUGUGUGCCCAGAAUGUAGCCACAAAGAAGCCUACUUUUAUCAACUACAGAUCCGGUCGGGUGAUGAAGGCGCCACAACAUUCUUCCAAUGUACCCACUGUCACGCUCGGUGGAAAGAGGAAUAA